Molecule: messenger RNA, 345 nt
Organism: Aspergillus niger
Lineage: Eukaryota; Fungi; Ascomycota; Eurotiomycetes; Eurotiales; Aspergillaceae
Exons: 4
Coding region: 1-345 (114 amino acids)
Source: RefSeq, a predicted model, not a curated record
AUGGGAGAGCUAUUUGUUGGUUGCACAAUGGCAGACGCUGUGGCUGUGAGUAAGAUGAUGCAGGGCCCGGGAUUAAACAGGAUGGGAGAAAGUGGAUGGAGGGAGAGACAAACAAACAGACAGGAAGUGCCUGACCCAAACCACCUGCCUAAUCGGGACUGGCGUACGUUCGUACCCACUCAAGAUGUUGCAUGGGGACCGAUUAUGAAGAGCACAAUGAACCGAUCAGUAUUGACUGAAGAGAUGCCGACAGAAGUAACAGCGACGAGAAGAUCCCUCCCAAGCGGUCAAUGGGUGGAGUUCACUGCAAGGGUGAUCAAGCAGCAGCAGCACAGACACACUUGA